This is a messenger RNA of Zygotorulaspora mrakii, 444 nucleotides long. It is a transcript of the gene SNA3, whose product is annotated as Sna3p. The record is from RefSeq and is a predicted model, not a curated record. The transcript has a single exon. NCBI's taxonomy places the organism in Eukaryota, Fungi, Ascomycota, Saccharomycetes, Saccharomycetales, Saccharomycetaceae. Bases 1 to 444 code for a protein of 147 amino acids. Gene Ontology annotation, cellular component: membrane.
AUGAAGAACAACGAAGUCACUCAUACUCAAAAUAGUAUAGGAAGCAAAAAAAUGGGAAAGUUUUCAGUUAACAAUAACGACAUCCUUUUGCUGAUUUUAUCACUUUUCGUUCCACCAAUUUGUGUUUGGAAGAGAAAGGGGUUCUUUACAAGAGACUUCUUGUUGAACCUGCUACUGUUUUUAAUGUUUUACGUCCCAGCCAUCAUACAUGCGGAUUACGUUAUUUACGAAACCAGUGUUGAGAGAGUCUCAGACUACCAAUCUUUGUCUGACGGGGUGCAACAAGUUGAAGAACCAGGUAAUGGCGACUUCAAUGUUGAUUUAGAAGCCUCCGGUGGUGAUUUGCCACAAUAUGAAGAUAUCGCCGGACCAUCCGAAGGCCAGCAGGACCAAACUGCGGCGGUCGCUGCAGCAAAUGCGAUGGACAACAAGGUCCAGCACUAG